AUGUGCUUCACUUGUUCGUCUUCUGGUGUGGAGCAGCACUUCUCAAAAGUGGAGCGAUGCCACCUGGAGCGCGGAAAUGGAAGCAGUGAUGCAUUCCGCCGUGCUACCAUAGCCCUUGCUGACACGGCAUCUUCCCAGGCAGCGUCUGAUGCGUUGGUCAGGGACGCUCGCAAAAUCUACGCGGCUGGGCGUGUAGGGACUUAUUGCAGGGAGACAAAAAAGCCCAGGCGAACCAAAGGCACAGUCAGGCGCACUGGGAAGCUCGCUGGUCUUACCGUGGGCGCGGAAUCUGAAGCAAGCUGGCUACGCAAGCGCCGCUCAGACCUUGACGCAGUAGUUGAGGAGACGCCGCCAGCCAAGCGACUCAUUGACAACGAGCCUGAGUCUGGACUGACCCCAAGCCUGAAGAAAGAGCAGCGGCGAUUGCAGGGGGUGGUGGAGAAGCGGCGGCUGGAGGCGCAAAUGGACGGGUGCCUAUUAGAUUCUGAGAAGGCGUCGGAGAAAGCGAUCGAGGCCCACAAGAAGCAUUUUGCAAAGGAGGAUGCGAAACGAAUAAGGGAGGAUGAUUGCGGAGCGGCUUUGUGGCAAAUGACUGCUGUCAAGCGUGAGCGACGUUUUUUCGAGCUGCUUAUUCUGGCUGCCCGACAAGAACAACGACCAUCGACGGCAGCU
Messenger RNA from Durusdinium trenchii, 672 nucleotides. Lineage: Eukaryota; Dinophyceae; Suessiales; Symbiodiniaceae. The record is from the annotation of a GenBank genome assembly.